AUGUAUGUAGUUACACAUAAUGUGAUAUUCUUUUUAGAAGACGAGAUUGAUGACAGUUUGUCUUCAGAUGAAGACGAGAAUGAUGUUGAAGGUGUUGCUUCAAAUCCAGCAGCUGUGCCGUAUCCGAAAGACAGUGAGUGGACUGCAGUUGACACCUACCGACCUCUGCCUGUCAACACGACACCCAGGCAGAUACUAGUGGAUAUUGAUGAGUCGAGUUCUGUACUGGAUUGCAGUAAAGUGUUCCUUACUGACAGUGACGUAAAUGAACUCAAGAGACAGACAAAUUUGUAUGCAUCACAGACAAUACAGAAGAAAAGAAGAGGAAAUAAUCUGAAGCCCCAUUCAGUUUUGAGUUCGUGGAAGCCAGUGACUAUAAGUGAGAUGAGGCGUUUCCUUGGGUAUUAUUUUCCACAUAUACUGUCAUGCUUGCAUCUUGUUGACAAUUCAAAUCAGAAAAAACCAGGCGAAGAUGGAUUUCAUCCACUUUACAAAGUUUUGCCAUAUUAUAAUAAUUUGAAGGAGCGAUGUAUCCAGGCAUAUCGUCCCUCAGAAAAAGUGACAAUUGAUGAAGGAAUUUGCCCAUUUCGAGGUCGUGUGAGUUUCCGUGUUUACAUGCAAAAUAAGCCUCAUAAGUAUGGACUGAAAGUAUAUGCUGUUGCUGAAGCCAGUAGUGGCUAUGUUGUAAAUUUUGAAGUUUAUGCUGGUAAGCAUAUUGUUGACAAUUCUUCGUCUGCGGUUAUUUUGCGAUUGUUGUCUGACAGCAGCUUGCUGAACAAAGGCCACACUGUGUAUUUAGAUCGAUUUUAUUCCAGUCCAGAGCUAUUUCAGCAACUGGCAGAGAAAGGCACUGGAGCUGUUGGUACUGUGAACAAAUCCAGGAAAGGAUUGCCUAAAGAUUUAGUAUCUGCUACGCUGAAAAAGGGCGAAAUGUCUUUUCGGCGUAAAGAUAAUGUAUUGGCAAUGAAGUGGAAAGAUAAGAGAGAUGUGUAUACAUUGUCUACAAGGCAUCAAGCAACAUUUGGUACGCAUACUAAGAGAAAUGGGUCUGUAGUAUUGAAACCACUUCAGGUACUUGAUUACAACCUCAAUAAAAUUGGAGUGGAUAUUGGAGACCAACGCCUGCAGUACAAUCCGUUCCAGCACAGAACUGUGAAAUGGUGGCGAAAAUUAUAUUUCCAUUUGCUGCUUAUGGGAGUAUCAAAUGCAUUUUGGCUGUACAAUGCAGUGCACAGGAAGAAAAUUACAAUAACAGACUUUAUAACAGUGCUUGCAGUUCAGCUUGUUGAAGACGACACACUUGAAUUCAUUCCAAGAAAUGAAGGAACUGUAGGUCGGCUAACAAAGAGACAUUUUUUGCAGCACAUACCUGCAACUACUAAGAAGUAUGCUGCUCGUGUGUGUCACGUGUGCAGUUCCAGGAGCAAGAAACAGAGUGGCAAGGCUUCUCGCAAAGAGACACGAUACGAAUGUGAACAGUGUGGCGUUGCACUCUGCCUGGAACCUUGCUUUAAAAUUUUCCACACUAAAAAACAAUAUGAUUCUGUGUGA
Molecule: messenger RNA, 1551 nt
Organism: Schistocerca piceifrons (Central American locust)
Lineage: Eukaryota; Metazoa; Arthropoda; Insecta; Orthoptera; Acrididae
Product: piggyBac transposable element-derived protein 4-like
Exons: 2
Coding region: 1-1551 (516 amino acids)
Source: RefSeq, a predicted model, not a curated record